AUGACGGGGAUAAGCGGACUUCUGGAGUUGUAUCAUGUGCAUGGUAUGGAGGAUGCCGGUGGUGGUGGUGGUGUUUCCACGGGAAAUGUACCCCCGCAUCUUGGAUUCGCGCAUUUGGGAUUCACGGUUCCUGAUGUGUUGGCUGCUGUGCAGAGAUUGAGGGAGGGUGGGGUUAGGAUUCUUAAGGAUGUGGGUGCUAUAAUUUCUGAUCCGGAUGGAUAUACGGUCGAGUUGAUUCCUCAGAGCGUUUGA
This is a messenger RNA of Penicillium verrucosum, 252 nucleotides long. RefSeq names its product putative lactoylglutathione lyase (Glo1). Lineage: Eukaryota; Fungi; Ascomycota; Eurotiomycetes; Eurotiales; Aspergillaceae. The record is from RefSeq and is a predicted model, not a curated record. The transcript is spliced from 2 exons. The coding region runs from base 1 to 252 and encodes 83 amino acids.